UGUGUUGGAGAUGGAUCCUACAUCUGUGUCAGAGAGGGAGAAUGUGACACUAACGUGUAGAAUCACAUGUACACUGGACCCCAUCACAGCCUACAGUUGGUAUAAGAAUGGACAGCCGAUACCAAACAGCAACACCUACUCUCCUGUCUAUAGCCUAUUCUCAGUCAGCAGUGAGGAUACAGGCAGAUACUCCUGUGCAGUAGAAGGCCAUGAGGAUCUCCCCUCUGCUGAAGAGACUCUCACUGUCAGAUAUGGCCCAAAGAACACCUCAGUGUCAGUCAGUCCCUCUGGUGAAAUAGUGGAGGGCAGUUCAGUGACUCUGACCUGCAGCAGUGAUGACAACCCACCUGUGGACAAAUACACCUGGUACAAGAAGAACGUAAACUCACCAAAAGCAUCAGGACAGAGUUACAGCAUCACUAACAUCAAGUCUGAGGACAGUGGAGAAUACUACUGUGAGGCUGAGAAUAAAUAUGGACGUCUCAACUCUUCUUCUGUGCAUGUAGAUGUUCAUUGUAAGUUCACCUAUCCUUCAUUUUGA
Messenger RNA from Salvelinus sp. IW2-2015, 541 nucleotides. Lineage: Eukaryota; Metazoa; Chordata; Actinopteri; Salmoniformes; Salmonidae. The record is from RefSeq and is a predicted model, not a curated record.